Nasonia vitripennis (jewel wasp) is the source of this 2910-nucleotide messenger RNA. Its product is annotated as pyruvate kinase. The record is from RefSeq and is a predicted model, not a curated record. The transcript is spliced from 8 exons. Lineage: Eukaryota; Metazoa; Arthropoda; Insecta; Hymenoptera; Pteromalidae. Gene Ontology annotation, molecular function: pyruvate kinase activity; magnesium ion binding; potassium ion binding. Gene Ontology annotation, cellular component: cytoplasm. The coding region runs from base 247 to 1950 and encodes 567 amino acids. Gene Ontology annotation, biological process: glycolytic process.
AAUAAGCGGUGAAAAUUGAAGCCGGUGUUUUUCGCUUCGACUUGCUUGAUCGGUUUUAUUUUCAACGAUUCUCGCUGAAAAUAUUUUUAACAGUGAUGGCCAUAAGAAGAAAAAGAAUAAGCUUAUUUCACAUGAUGGAUAUUUUUUACGCCCUACAAAGAUUUUUACUUGCAGCAGAUUAGCGGACUAAUGAAACAAUGAGACCCGAGAAUCUAUGAUCACGAGGCGCGUGGCGUCUGCAGCGCUAUGCACAGCCGUGAAUUUGGUUUCCGAGACCGACGUGACCUUCCGCGUCCUCAAACGUCAGUCAGCAGCAAGCCGCAGAUCCGCUCACAGCUUUGCGAAUCGAUUUCAACUUUUUCUCCUGCAACUGCCCAAUUGAUAAAGAUGGCUGGCAAGCCGAACUUUACCGCCCAGAACGCCCAGAGUCAUCUCGACCACAUGUGCGCUCUCGACAUCGACUCUCACACCCUCUUCACCCGGCUCUCCGGCAUCAUCUGCACGAUCGGACCGGUCUCCCGUUCCGUCGAGAUGCUGGAGCAGAUGAUCGAGACCGGCAUGAACGUCGCCCGCAUGAACUUCAGCCACGGCUCGCACGAGUACCACGCGGAGACGAUCGCCAACGUCCGCCAGGCCCAGAAGAAUCUCACCGAAAAGAAUGGCUUCUGUGUACCAGUUGCUAUUGCACUUGACACCAAGGGACCCGAGAUCCGUACUGGCCUCCUCGAAGGGGGUGGCUCUGCUGAAGUCGAACUGAAGAAGGGCCAGACCUUCAAGUUAACGACGGACAAAGCCUACGCGGAGAAAGGCAAUGCUGACACCGUCUAUGUCGACUACGCCAACAUAUCUAAAGUUUUGCAAAAGGGAAACAGAGUGUAUGUCGACGAUGGCUUGAUGUCGUUGAUCGUCACUGGAGUCAGCGACAAUACCAUUACAACGACUGUCGAGAAUGGUGGAACUCUUGGCUCGCGCAAGGGUGUCAAUCUUCCGGGAGUCCCAGUCGACUUGCCAGCUGUCUCCGAGAAGGACAAGUCUGACUUGCAGUUCGGCGUUGAGCAAGAGGUCGACAUGAUUUUUGCGUCCUUCAUUCGUAACGCUGCUGCUCUUACUGAGAUUCGCUCUAUCCUUGGCGACAAGGGUAAGAACAUUAAAAUCAUCUCGAAGAUCGAGAACCAGCAGGGUAUGACCAACCUUGACGAGAUCAUUGAGGCUUCUGACGGUAUCAUGGUUGCUCGUGGUGAUCUGGGUAUCGAGAUCCCACCUGAGAAGGUGUUCCUUGCCCAGAAGUGCAUGAUUAGCCGAUGCAACAAGGUUGGCAAGCCUGUUAUCUGCGCUACUCAGAUGCUUGAGUCUAUGGUGAAGAAACCUCGCGCCACCAGAGCCGAGUCCUCCGAUGUGGCUAAUGCUAUUCUUGAUGGAGCCGAUUGCGUUAUGCUUUCCGGUGAAACCGCCAAGGGAGAGUACCCGUUGGAAUGCGUGCGCACGAUGGCUAAUAUCUGCAAGGAAGCGGAGGCUGUGAUUUGGCAAAAUCAGCUCUUCGCUGAUCUGUCCAACAAGGCUGUGCCUCCGAUUGAUGCGACGCACGCAGUGGCUAUCGCAUCUGUCGAAGCGGCUGCCAAGUGUCUCGCUAGUGCCAUCAUAGUUAUCACCACUUCUGGUCGGUCUGCGCACUUGAUCUCCAAGUACAGGCCACGCUGCCCUAUUAUUGCGGUCACGAGGUUCCACCAGGUUGCUCGGCAAGCGCAUCUUUACAGAGGCAUUCUUCCUCUCCACUACACAGAGGCUCCAUUAUCUGACUGGCUUAAGGAUGUUGAUAUCCGUGUACAAUAUGGUUUAAACUUUGGCAAAGGUCGUGGUUUCGUACGAACUGGAGAUUCCGUCGUGAUUGUUACUGGCUGGAAGCAGGGCUCUGGCUUUACGAAUACUUUACGCAUUGUGAAUGUUGAGUGAAUUCACAUCAGAAUUUCUGGUGUAGGAAUAUAAACAAAUCCUGUGGAUAGAUGUAUUAAAUGAAAAAUAAGAUCACCAGUUCCAAGAUGUUUCAUUGUGUGCGUAAUUGUAUGUCAUCAUUCAUACAUAAAUAAUUUAAUGUGUGAUUAUGAUAACUAAGUUUUGUUGCGUUCGCUAGUCCAUUAACAAUGCUGUGCUUCGCCUAUGUCUUAGACUUGCAGUAUUAUUGUUUAGUUGAUUGAUUGAUAUACAAAUACAGCACAUAACGAAACUACAGUACCCUGGUAGAAAUGUUAACGGUUAAUAAGCUAAGUUUUAAGACACUUAGCUAAGUUGUGGUUAACGAUUUAACUAAAUAAGCGUUUAACCGUUAUAAAUGCAUAGAUAUGACGCAUUAACUCAUGAUAAAACGAAACUUUUGCUUGAAAUUUGUCAAAUGACUGUUACAAUCCAAAAAUUGUAGAAAAAUACGUUACAAUCGUAAAAAAUCCAAAUAUUCGUAAUAAGACAUAUAUACGUUUUAAUGCCAAAAAAGGGAAAAACAAUUUUUAUCGUAAUAAUAAUACUGAUGUGGUAUUAUAGAUACGCAUCACUAAAAUAUUAGCAAUAUUUUAAUUAAUUGUUUACAUUAAAAUUUGAUAAAACUGGCCAAUUAAACUUUUUAACGAAUUUCAACCUUUAAUUUUCUACCAGGGUAAAAUCGAUAAUUAUAUUAUCUGAAACGAUGGUAAUGUUUAAUGAUAGAAUUAGAAGUAAAAUAAAAUUUAAUUUUUAUUCUUAUAACAGAAUCUCGGUCUAUUAAAAACGCGAUAUAAUUUAUCAUUGUACUAUUCGAAUUUGUUCAAAACAUUUCGAUUAUUAUUCAUUUUUAAUUUCAUAAUAAACAGAUUUUGUUGAAUUCUGAUAACGCUAACAAUGUGUCAUUCAAUAAAUGUGUGAUUUAAUAGGUAAUACUUAAAA